AUGACUACCCCUGAGAUCGAGACCCGUCUCUUCAUUGACGGAGAGUUUGUGCCUGCUCUUGAUGGUUCCACAUUUAAGGUUACGAAUCCUUUCACCGGUGAGACUGUAGCAGAAGUGUCUGAGGCCAAGGCAGAUGAUGUGAACCUAGCGGUUGAGAGUGCUAAAAGGGCCUUUCCAACCUGGUCGGGGUUAGAUGGAUCCGAACGGCGACGUCUCAUGUUGAGACUGGCUGACCUUGUUGACGAACAUGCGGCGGAAUUUGCGCGCUUGGAAGCUCUUUCGAUGGGGAAGCCUGUAUCGACCUAUAUGGAUCAAGUAAUGGGCACAGCAACACUGAGAUACUACGCCGGCAAGGCUCUGGAUAUCCACGGGGCCACGUCCCUAACUUCCAAAGACCAUCUAAACAUCUCCAUCCGGCAGCCAUACGGUGUAACUGGGGCGAUCAUUCCAUGGAAUGUCCCAGUAAUCAUGAUCUGCUUCAAGGUCGGGCCGGCUCUUAUUGCGGGUAACACACUUGUGCUCAAAUCCUCUGAAAAGGCGCCCCUGACCUCACUCCUCUUCGCUCGGCUGGCUAAGGAAGCUGGAUUUCCUCCGGGUGUCCUCAAUGUUUUAUCUGGCUUUGGUCUGCCGUGUGGGGAUGCCAUUGCUAGACACAUGGAUAUCCGAAAGAUAGCUUUCACGGGCAGCACUAGGACAGGCAAGCUUAUCCAAAAGGCUGCGGUUGACUCAAAUCUCAAGUCUUGCACACUAGAACUAGGUGGCAAAAGCCCCCUGAUCGUGUUUGAGGACGCUGAUCUGCAAAAAGCAGCAAAGGCAGCUGCGUUUUCGAUCGUUUUCAAUUCUGGUCAAGUCUGCAUGGCGUCUUCACGGGUGUAUGUUCAGGAUGCUGUUGCAGAUGAGUUUAAAACACUGUAUGCCCAGGCUAUCGAGGCGGUUGCGGGCCAGGCAGGCAACCCCCUCGAAGAAACGACGAGGUUCGGUCCCCAAGCAGAUGAACAUCAGUUCAAAAGCAUUUCCAACUAUUUGCAAAAGGCGCAGGACGAUGGUCUUCAGCGCCUGUCCAUUGAGAAAUUGACACCGCGGGACGGCGUAAACUUUGUCUCUCCGGUUGUGUUGCAAGAUGUACCGGAAGGUCAUUCUCUUAUGAAGCAGGAGAUCUUUGGGUUUGUUUUGGCCCCUUAUUCAGCCGUUUCCUGUCUUAACACUUUCAGCAGUGAACGCGACGUGAUCCGGGCGGCAAACGACUCUGAAUACGGACUUUAUGCCAGCGUAUUCACUCGAGACAUUAACCGAGCCAUACGUGUGGCGAAGUACUUUGAGGCCGGCUCGAUAGGAGUGAAUACAUCCUCACCAUAUUACUGCCAGGACUUGCCUCUUGGGGGGUUCAAGGGAUCUGGCACUGGGCGGGAGCUGGGGGAUGAAGGCCUAGAGGCAUGGACAGAGGUGAACUCUAUUUACAUUUCACUGGUCUAG
Aspergillus bombycis is the source of this 1473-nucleotide messenger RNA. Its product is annotated as aldehyde dehydrogenase. The record is from RefSeq and is a predicted model, not a curated record. Gene Ontology annotation, molecular function: aldehyde dehydrogenase (NAD+) activity. The transcript has 6 exons. NCBI's taxonomy places the organism in Eukaryota, Fungi, Ascomycota, Eurotiomycetes, Eurotiales, Aspergillaceae. The coding region runs from base 1 to 1473 and encodes 490 amino acids.